UCCAGUUAUCUCGUGAUUGCUAAACAUGGGGCGGUUGAAUUUCUCCUGACGUCUUUAUUUCUCGAUGAAUUUAUCACUGUUGCUAAUUACCAGUUACUAAGUAUGAUUUCACAUCGAUUAACGAGUUCACGAUUGAAUGCACGAUGAAUUCGUUUGAAGAUGACAUGUUCGCGCUCAGUGACGAGGAUUUACCUUUACCGAUAUUGGAACCAGAAUGUAAUCCGGUAGAGGAGCAUUUAAUGAAACAAUUAUCCGACGUACAGAGUCGAAUUGAAAAAACAAGUAACGAUAUCAAAGAGAUUCAAGAUACAACGAGACACGUCUUGAAAGCUUUACACCAACAAGCCCAGUUCGGAGAGCAAGUGUCCUCGGAUUCUGACAGCAACUUGUACGAUGUAGAUGGACAACCGGUGGUGAAGAAGAAAAAACAUGGAAUUCGUAAGCACGAUCAGAUUUUAGUUGUACAAAGUAAUUGGAAGUACAUUUUUCACGACAAGUGGGUUAUCGGUAUAGUACUACAAAAUACUUCAUCCGAAACGGUAUGCGAUCCGGAGGUUUACGUAACCCUGAAAGGGCUGGACGAAAUCGCUGGUGCAUCGAUGAUUUGGUCAUCGACGGAUUGCGCGUUUUGGUACCGAACGAACGCGAUUCAGCCUCGCAAGGAAGUCGUAGCCACUGUAGUCUUGGAUUUACCAAAGUUCGACGAGGAUUCCUUUUGCGACGCUUACGGUACGAUUUCGUACCAAGUCCACGAGAAGCAAUACCAAACUGCCGUACCCGCCAUUCGUCUUCUCGUCGAAGAGACGGUCGAUAACAGUUGCUGCGUAAAGUUCUCGGUCAAUGUGGAGCACAGUAUCUUGGCGUUGAAAAGCACGUCGAUAGAGAAGACCGUCGGCAUACAAAUCGAGACGCAUCCUGGGAGAGGAGAACGCCUUUUCGAGUUCCUCGAAGAGAAAUCAUUCAAGGAAAUCUGUGCAGACGCCUACGUCGUCAAAACGACCGGAUGCCUCAUGUUCUGCCUUAUCGAGAUCUUGCCCGUUGUCGACGGAGAGGCCAGAUUGAGAAUCUUUUCUAGAUCUACUACUCAAAUGAAUAUAAUAUCGCGACUUCUGAGAGACCAGUUCCCUGACAUGAUCGUUCACGACGACGAUGAACGGAUUCUCGCUGCGUUGGCUUUUAUAGAGGAGUUAAAAUUGUACCUUCGAGACGGAAAUACCACCGAACGGCAAAUGGCGAGAAUUAAAACUGACCUACUUAUCCCGCGAUGACGGUAAGGCAGAUUUCCUCCGACGCCACGUAAGUGGAUAUAAAUCCUGUUCUUCUUUAUACUGUAAUUCGUUCCCGUUCGUUCCCAUUAGUCGAUAGGAGAAAGCUACCUAAGAAAGUCAUUUUUGUAUCGUUAUUUUCUUCUAAUAUAUUUUAAUAAUUUUAUAAAAAUAUGUAUGAUAAAUAAUAUAUUCUAUGUACGUGUUAUUAAAUUAAUAAUUACUUGGAGAA
Messenger RNA from Hylaeus volcanicus, 1497 nucleotides. RefSeq lists its product as uncharacterized. The record is from RefSeq and is a predicted model, not a curated record. The transcript is spliced from 4 exons. Lineage: Eukaryota; Metazoa; Arthropoda; Insecta; Hymenoptera; Colletidae. Bases 144 to 1268 code for a protein of 374 amino acids.